AUGCCGUCCGUGAAAGAAGGCCGAGUCGAGAAAUUUAAAGCCAAAACACCGCGAACCACAACCCGACGCGUGUCCAGCAAAAUCCCACUGGUUGAACAGACCAACGCAUUAUCUAUUAGCGACUUCGUCGCCCAAUACGUGACUCCACCGACGCAAGUAGGAGAUUCAGCUGAAAAUGAUGCGAUUGAUCAACUACAUCCAUCUCAAGAUCAGCCACAGCAGGAUAUGAUCCCCAUGUCGCUCAUGGAUGUCUACUCUGCGGCAACUAUCCCCGCGGCUGAUCUGGAAGCAUGUCUGGAUCUGAUCGAGCAAACCUCAAGUCAAGCCUACAUGGCGUCGAACGCAGGCUGGUCACGUACCAAGAAGCGGAAGGAGAUGAAGUUGCCAGAUAUGAAGUAUUUGAUUUUGCGGGACGCGCCGAAUGAUAAUAGUGAUCCUAGUGGGCGAGUUCCGAGAGAGAAGCAGCGGGAUAUUGCCGACAACAAUGCUCCGUCUCCACCCCCGAAGGAACGCGAGGAAUCUAUUUCAUCGCCUGAUACUGUUUCUGGGAACGUGCUUGGCUUUUUAUCAUUUAUGGUCACAUACGAGGACGGAAAAGAGGUUGUUUACUGCUACGAGAUUCACUUGUCGCCGACGGCCCGGGGACGGGGCGUCGGGAGGUUGCUUAUUGGUCGGAUGGAGGCGAUCGCUGGUGCUGUCGGCUUGGAGAAGUCUAUGCUGACGGUUUUCAAGUCGAAUGAAAUUGCUCGGCGGUUCUAUGAGCGGCUUGGUUAUGAGGUUGAUGAGUAUUCGCCCCGACCGCGCAAGUUGCGCAACGGGACUAUAAAGGAUGUUGACUAUUUGAUCUUGUCGAAAAUUUUGAAAUUAUAA
Messenger RNA from Penicillium roqueforti, 870 nucleotides. Its product is annotated as N-terminal L-serine N(alpha)-acetyltransferase NAT4. The record is from RefSeq and is a predicted model, not a curated record. Gene Ontology annotation, molecular function: histone H4 acetyltransferase activity; histone H2A acetyltransferase activity; protein N-terminal-serine acetyltransferase activity. The transcript has 2 exons. The coding region runs from base 1 to 870 and encodes 289 amino acids. Gene Ontology annotation, cellular component: nucleus. Lineage: Eukaryota; Fungi; Ascomycota; Eurotiomycetes; Eurotiales; Aspergillaceae.